AUGGACGCGUCCCUGAGGGCCCCGCUGUUCAUAUUGGCCGUGCUGGCCCUGGCCAGGAUGCUGUGCCCAGCGGGCGCCACAAACCCUGCCUAGUUCCCCCACCUUGAGGGCUGUGUCACAGACGCAGUGGAGAACUAGAAGGGCUCGCAGAGUGCCCUGGACUUCACCAUCAGCGAGUACAAGGCCAGCAACAACAAGUUCCACAGCCUCAUGGUGUGGGUUGUGUGUGCCAGCCAGCAGAUCGUGUCUGGGGUGAACUACUUCUUGGAUGUGGAGAUUGGACGAACCGUAUGUACCAAGUCCCAGCCCAACUUGGCCACCUGUCCCUUCCAUGACCAGCCACACCUGAAGAAGAAAGCCCUCUGCUCUUUCCAGAUAUAUACUGUUCCUUGGCUGGGCACAACCUCCAUGACAAAAUCUAGCUGCCAAGACGCAUAGAGGGCUGCAUAGCAGGUGGCAGCGCUGACGGCUCUUACCCUGCCCCUUUAGAGCACUGUCACUCCUCUUGGGCAUCUUAGCCCUUAGGUUGGUGGUCCCACCCUGCCCUCCUUCGAGUGCCAGCCCCAGGAGAACGACAAAGUUUCUCGGUGUCUUUGGAGCAGCUCAGUGGCUCUAACCCUGCUCCUUUUCAUUGCUUUUCAAAUGCACCCAGCCCAUGGUGCACCUGUUCUGCUCUUACUGUAUUCAAUAAAAAGUAACAUCAGCUA
Trichechus manatus latirostris (Florida manatee) is the source of this 707-nucleotide messenger RNA. RefSeq names its product cystatin-C. The record is from RefSeq and is a predicted model, not a curated record. Gene Ontology annotation, molecular function: cysteine-type endopeptidase inhibitor activity. The transcript is spliced from 3 exons. NCBI's taxonomy places the organism in Eukaryota, Metazoa, Chordata, Mammalia, Sirenia, Trichechidae. Gene Ontology annotation, cellular component: cytoplasm; vesicle.